GGGGGGGACAGCCCUCCCUCCCUCUCUCUCUCCCGCUCGCUCGCUCUGCCCGCAAUCUUCGAAGCCUCGGUCAUUUGCCGCCGGCAGCAGGAGGCUUCGCACCAGCAGAGGCCUGGGCUCAGGGAUUUCGUUGCUUUUCUUCACUUUGCGAGAGAGAGGUCGAGCCUGAGCCGCGGCAGGACACCGAAGAAGGGCUUCAACUGGCCAGGCAGCUGCCGGAGGUUCAGAGUCCAGCCCUUGUGAAGGAGGCAAAGGGGCAGUGGAUACUAUGAUCCAGGCACUGGUGCUCCUGUUGCUGGCCGGGAGCAGAGUCACGGGUACCAAUACCAACCCACGCCUGAAACUCUCCUUCCAUGAUCUACCGGGGCGUCAUGGACUACGUACCUAUGAGUUGGAACGCUCCUGCUGCUAUGAUUCCUUGUUACUGGACGAAGAAAGAGGGCGGCUUUUUGUGGGUGGGAAAAACUACCUGGCAUCCCUGAGCUUAGACAACAUCAGCAAGCAGGACAAGAAGAUUUAUUGGCCAGCUCCAGUGGAAUGGAGAGAAGAAUGCAACUGGGCAGGAAAAGACAUAAACGCCGAGUGCAUGAACUUUGUCAAGAUUCUGCACCUCUACAACCGUACACACCUGUAUGCCUGUGGCACUGGGGCCUUUCACCCCAUCUGUGGCUUUGUAGAAGUUGGGCAGCGUGUGGAGGAUGCUGUAUUUAAACUGGACUUUAAGAGCUUGGAGGAUGGAAAAGGCAAGAGCCCUUAUGACCCACGCCACAUGGCUGCCUCAGUGUUUGCAGGUGAGGAGCUUUAUUCCGGUGUGGCUACUGAUCUGAUGGGCCGGGACUUUACCAUCUUCCGCAGCCUGGGCUCCAGGCCAUCCAUCCGUACAGAGCAGCAUGACUCCCGAUGGCUCAAUGAGCCUAAGUUUGUAGAUGUCUUCUGGAUCCCAGAAAGUGAGAACCCAGACGAUGACAAGAUCUUCUUUUUCUUCCGGGAAACGGCUGUGGAGGGAUCCCAAGGGCUGGGCAAGCAGACUUUUGCCCGGAUUGGCCAGAUUUGCCGGAAUGACAUGGGUGGGCAAAGGAGCCUGGUGAAUAAAUGGACAACCUUUCUGAAAGCCCGGCUGGUCUGUGCUGUGCAGGGGAGUGAUGGGAGUGACACCUACUUUGACCAACUCCGUGAUGUCUUCCUGCUCCCAACCAGAGAAAAGCGUAACCCAUUGCUUUAUGCAGUUUUCACUACCUCCAGCACUGUUUUCAAAGGCUCUGCUGUCUGCGUCUACCACAUGAAUGACAUUCGCAGGGCUUUCUUGGGGCCCUUUGCUCACAAAGAGGGGCCCAAUUACCAGUGGGUGUCCUUCCAGGGCCGUGUCCCUUAUCCCCGCCCAGGAAUGUGUCCCAGCAAAACCUUUGGCACUUUCAGUUCCACCAAGGAUUUCCCAGAUGAUGUGAUCCAAUUUGCCCGCAACCACCCAUUAAUGUACAACCCUGUCUUGCCUCAUGGCCAGAAGCCUGUCUUUUUACAAACCAAUGUGGGCUACAGCUUCACUCGCAUUGCAGUGGACCGCGUAGCAGCUGCAGAUGGGCAUUAUGAUGUUCUCUUCAUUGGCACAGAUGUUGGCACAGUCCUGAAGGUGGUCUCUGUGCCCAAGGAGACUUGGCAAAACAUGGAGGAGCUGCUGCUGGAGGAGCUGCAAGUGUUCAAGGACCCUACUCCAGUUACCAGCAUACAAAUCUCCUCCAAGCGGCAACAGCUCUAUGUGGGCUCCAGGACAGCCAUCUCCCAGCUGCCUUUGCAUCGUUGUGGGAUCUAUGGCAAAGCCUGUGCAGAAUGCUGCCUUGCAAGGGACCCUUACUGUGCUUGGGAUGGCACUUCCUGCACUCGCUACAUGCACAACACCAAAAGGCGGUUCCGGCGCCAGGAUGUGAGGAAUGGAGAUCCCAGUACCUUGUGCUCUGGAGAUCCCCAACGAAACAGUGUGCAGGAAAAGAAGCUGUAUGGAGUAGAGGGCAGCAGUGCCUUCCUGGAGUGUCUUCCUAAAUCCCUGCAGGCCCAGAUUAUGUGGACAUACCAGAAAACCAGCAGUGCCCCGUGGAAGGAGGUGUUGUGGGACGAUCGAGUCAUCAAGAUGGAGCGGGGAGUCCUGCUGCGAAGUGUGCAGCGCAAAGAUGCCGGCCUCUACCACUGCCAAGCCACAGAGCAUGGCUUUACCCAGAAUUUGUUGCAUCUCAGGCUUGAAGUCAUCAAUGCCCAGCAGGCUGAAACUAUCUCCCUCUCUUGGGAAGAGGAACCCACACAGCCCUUCCAUCGCAAGCUUUGGUACCAAGACUUCCUGCAACUGGUAGAUCACCCCAACCUCAGCACCAUGGACCAGGUCUGUGAGCAACUGUGGAGCCGCAAGAACCAGCAGCCCAAGAGAAAGCCACUGCUGCCCCCUCCACUUAGUGUCAAGGCCAAAAACCACAAGUGGAAGUACUUAGAGGAGAAGAAAAGAGCCCGCAGCCGAAGAACACAUGAAGUUCCCCGUUCAGAAAGAGGACCCCGGAGCACAGACUUCUGGUGACCUGCAAAGGCCACAGCUGGACAACGUCUAUGGCUGGGAGGGGCAGGGUGAGAGUGUGACUGACAGGAGAGGAGAAAGACAAGUCAGGAGCUGGAGUGACCCAUCUGUUUUGCAGGGAGAGAACUUCCUUACCUCCUGCCUUCAUGUGUAGCUUGUAGAGGAAGUGUUGUUGUCAUCAUAGCCACUUAGUUGCUCCCCUUCUGAACUUGGCAUGAACAAUGGAACCUGAUAGGACAAAGAGUUCUUCACCCUGCCUGUUCCACAAUUCACAGCCAAAGAUGGAGGCACUGGCCUCCAAAGGCCAAAUGAACCAAAAGGCCAUCUCCUGGGUGCCCUGUGCAGUGGGAAUUAAAGUUGGCAGGAGUUGUGGUUCAUUUCCAUUCACUGACUGCCUGAGGUUUCGUUUUUGAUCCAACCUCCAGCUGUGGAGCCUUAAUUGGUGCUCAGACAUUUCCCAGUGACAAAACAGCCUCAUGGAGCCCCUUGCAAAGGGAGCUGAAUCCCAUGCUCAAAACUCUUCCUCAAAAAGAAGGCUGUUUGCUCCCUUUCCUCUUCCUCCCUUAACAUCUCCCCCAGUCCACCAGCCUUGUGUGCAUAUGUGUAGCAGUGUGAGUCCCACCCCCAGAGACACAACAGAACCACUGAUAUAUUUAUUAACAGAUUGUUUACUGAUGAAUGUAAACCCACUAUACAAUGAUCCACUAGAAUUUUGCUUCUGACUGAAGGAACAAGACUGCUGUUACCCAAAAGACUAUGGGUACAUUACUGACAGAUUUUCUUGGGCAUGUAUCUUACAUAUAUGAUACAUGGAGAUGGAAGUGAAGAUGAAAGAAGGAGGGAAAUGGACAAGUAACUAAACAGUACAUACUGCUCUCACUCCUCUCUCUCUCUCCCCCUCCCUCCCCCUCUCUCUGACACACACACACACACACGUGUGUGUGUGUGUGUGUGUGUGUGUGUGUGUGUGUGUUUAGCCAGUGUCUUUUUCAGGGAGCAAACCAGGAAGAAAAACCUCUACUAUGAGAAAACCUUUAUGAGGACUCCAUCCAACGGUGAGGCUGAAGCCCAAUCUGUCAACCUCCCAAGCUGUCCCUUUGUCCUGGGACCCCUAAACAAGCCUGUUGUCUGAGGCAUAGUGGGAAAUAGUAUCACAUCCCAUGUUCAAGAAAGUAUCAGCUGUCUAUUCAUUCAAUCCAUUUCUUAUCCUUCACUUUAGAAAGCAAAAUGCAAUUACAGGUAAAUAAUCUAUAUACCCAUCCCAAUUUGGCAGUCACAGACCAAUGAAUUCUUUGUCCAUCCACUUUUUCAGCUGUUUUCAAAUGUCCCAGUUUUUCAGUCUUCUUUCUUCCUGCUUUCUCAUUGUCCUCAGCAGAUGGCCAAUUCUCUCACUCCAGAAGUGACUUGCAGUUUCUCAAGUUGCUCCUGACACACACACACAAAAUUGUUACCAACUGAGUGCAAAAAUAGUUUGUACACAAUUUAACCGGGGGGGGGGGGGAGAGAGACAGAGAGACAGAGAGAGACAGAGAUGGUGGAAUUGAGAGUUGGCUUAGACCAGUGGUUCCCAAACUUAUUUGGCCUACUGCCUCCUUUCCAGAAAAAAAUAUUACUCAGUGCCCCUUGGAAAUUAAUUUUUAUUUUAUUUUAAUAGCAAUUAAACACAAAGAUAUAUGUAUUGCCUAUAGCAAAUGCACCUGUGGCCAUCACCUGUGGAUUGCUGCAGCGCCCACCAGGGGGCGGUAGCGCCCACUUUGGGAAUCACUGGCUUAGACAAAAGCAAACUUCUGCAGCCCUCUUCCCAGUUGUGUGCCUUGACCAUACUCUGAUAUUGCUUUGCAACAACAUCCCAAUUUUCAUCUGUGAAAUGGUUUUAGAUUGUUCUGGGAUUUAGGGAGUAUUUCUCUGCAGCUAAUGUACUUUCUGAUUUAUGGUAUACAAGCAGUGCCUGUGGUGUACAAUGCAUUAUGGAAAGAUAGAGUUGGAACUCGUUGGUCUGGCUGAAAGUGAGCAGAAUCCAGUCUUUGGGAACAGAGUGGAACAAAUAGCUGUUUAUAAUGUGCAUUCAGUGUGCAAGUCAGAAAAGCAUGCCUUCUUUAGGGCCCUCUGGCUCUCAGCACCCUGCUCCACGCUUGACCUUCUUGGAUGCAGGCUUCCCUCAAUUCUCCUGUUGGUGAGAAAAGUCUGAGACGAUUAGACCAUUUGGAGCCUUAAUGAAUUCUGACACUGUAUUAUUUUCUUUCAAAAUACUGAAUCAUUCUUUGUCUUUUACUUCCUUUUAGCUCUAGGGUAGUCUCUGCUGCUGUGGCUUCAGGAUUUUAAAGUCAGAUUCUGAAUACUGAAAUACUCUACAAACGGACUCUGCUCCCACUAUUUUUCUUUUCUCCUUUGGGGCAAGCUAUGACUUAAGAAGGAACAAUUAUACUAUACAUGCACUACUCUUUCAGGACAUACAUCUAAAAUCAUUACGUUCCUUUGCAGCACUGUAAGCCAUGGCUCUCGUGUCAGCAAGGAGAUGAACCCAGUCUGCAUUUUAAUCUGACUCAGAAAAUGCUGUCCAAGGUAGUGGACUAUUCUGAGGACAGGGGUCACUUCUUUAAAGCUCAAGAUAAAGCCUGGAGUUCAUUUAGCAAGCUACUGAUAUGGAAGCUACCAGCUGCCACAAACUUCGGGCUCUAUGGGAGUCAUGUGUAGAAACACACAUGGUAAAAAGAAGCAGUAAACACAUGAUCCCAGAUUUAUAGUCUACCAUGACUUUUAGACCUUAUGACUGAAGUCUGUGAAUACUAAUGGCUACUGAGAGGGAGAUAUGCGUUAAAGAACAAGGAAAAACAGUGUUAUGAGAAAGAUACAUUUCCAGUAUCUUCAUUUCCUGUCACCCUGUUCACUGCCAUAGCAGGACCAAUGCCUGAUAGAGACGAGAGAGAGAGAGGCAUAUCUCUUGGUUCCCACUGCCAGAAUGGCAGCAAUAGCCUCAAGUAAGCAAGCAUGUAAGUAGUUUGGAAGAGCUUGGUAGGCCCAGCUGUGAAGCAUACUACAAAGAGGGAUCAGACCUCCUUGCACUCUGAGAUGCACAACUAUGGCCACAACUGUUGGCUUAUGCUGGUGUAAUCCCUGCUUGUGCCAGUAGUAACAUAGUCUUUUCACCAAUGCCUCCCCACAUGGUGCCUUUGCCCUGGAUACUAAAGGCAGUGAGAACUUGCAAGUCAUAGCUGUACUCCCCACAAAUACUCUGAGUAGGGAUGCCCAGCCACUGUCCAGCUGCCCUUGUGGACCUAGGAAUUAAGAAGUAUGUUUUGUCCUUAGCAAAGAGGAGGGUACAGUUCCUACUCUGAAUAGACUUAACACUUUCCUAUGAAAAAAAUGGUAUGAGUACUUACAUUAUUUACUGGAUUGAUUUGUCAAGAUAAUCAUAAAGUUAGUUCUAGCAAAUACCAAAUAACUGCAUCUGUGCUUAGGAACCGCUGCUAAUGGCUCCAAAUGAUGCUGGCAGUGUACUUAAGAUAUUAUCCACCUCAGGACAGUAUUCACCUUGCGACCGCUGCUGCAUCUUUCUUUGGUGAAAGGGGACAACCCAGAGCAUCCCUGCAAAGAACCAAAAUGAGGGAGAAAAUUGUGAUUCCUCUCCCCAAAAAGGAUCACAACCUCCCCCCUCAUUUUGUUGCAUGGAGAAGGGCUGGCUGUGCCAUGAAUGAGUUUGAUUUGCACUUCCUAAGGGUUUUAAGGAGAAGGCUUUGUGAAGUGAGAUGGUAAUGGCCAUGUCUGCAGCCAGCCUCCUAAGUUUGCUGCAUAUACUGUGUAUGGCAGAUGUGAAAAAUAAAGGUAUGUACAAUGUAGACUUUUCCCUCCUGUAAAGAAUUAGAAGAGGGAGAAAGCCAUUUGCCUGUAUUUAAAUGAGAAUACCAUAAGCUAUGUGUAUGUGUAAUUUUUACAGCCAGGAUGGCUCACAUUUCUUUGUAUCUGUACAGCAGUCUUCCCCAACUUGGUGUCCUCAAGAUGUGUUGGCCUGCAAUUCCAAGAAAACAUAGCUCAUGGUAACAGGAAUGGUGGGAGUUGUAGUCCCAAAGCAUCAAAGGGAUGCCAGAUUGGGCAAGGCUGCUGUGUCACUUCAAAGAUUUGUAGAAAAAAACCUAAUUAAGUCAAGAGGACAAAGUUGCUUCUAUUAUUUUAAAAGAUGCACAUACACAUGUACAAGGCAAAACUGAAUGUAAUUGCUACUUAUCAAGCAGUUCCUAUGUGUUGUUUUCAAAGGUUCCAUCCUCUUCUCUUAUUCCCAUUUGCUCAGGAAGAAUAAGUAUACAGUAUUUCCAAUGUAGCCACUAGCACUUUGGGAUUCUAGCAUGUUGACAACCAAGUUUUUCAUAUUGAAAAGUAACAGAUGUGUAAGCUGGCUUUGGAAAUGCUCCACUACUAAUUUUGCAUUACUACAUAUAUAUGUCAUCUGUGCCAAUGGCAAACUCUAAAGCAAAAAGGAAUGAAGGUCAGGAGAAUAGAAAAAUUAAAAGAAGUUGCAAGAAAGGUGAGAUGGCCUUGUGGAAUUAUAGGUAAAUCAAGAUGGGUCUCUUAAUCCCAGAAUGUGCCAAUUAUGAUGUGGUGGGUACGUAUUAACACAAUAAAGCAGUCAUUUUAA
Messenger RNA from Anolis carolinensis (green anole), 7184 nucleotides. RefSeq names its product semaphorin 3B (gene sema3b). Gene Ontology annotation, biological process: positive regulation of cell migration; neural crest cell migration; axon guidance. The coding region runs from base 269 to 2557 and encodes 762 amino acids. The transcript is spliced from 18 exons. Gene Ontology annotation, molecular function: semaphorin receptor binding; chemorepellent activity. The record is from RefSeq and is a predicted model, not a curated record. Gene Ontology annotation, cellular component: plasma membrane. Lineage: Eukaryota; Metazoa; Chordata; Lepidosauria; Squamata; Anolidae.